Molecule: messenger RNA, 1273 nt
Organism: Eleginops maclovinus (Patagonian blennie)
Lineage: Eukaryota; Metazoa; Chordata; Actinopteri; Perciformes; Eleginopidae
Gene: sh2d1ab
Product: SH2 domain containing 1A duplicate b
Exons: 3
Coding region: 431-901 (156 amino acids)
Biological process (GO): negative regulation of neutrophil differentiation; negative regulation of bone resorption; regulation of immune response
Cellular component (GO): cytosol
Source: RefSeq, a predicted model, not a curated record
CUUUCUAUUGUUGAGGAAUUAUUCAGUUAGAAUCUUUAAUGUUAUUUCCUGUCGAGAAAAAAAUACAAUCAUUUCCUGAGAGAUAAACAAACCCACAUCUCAGUGUGUGUGCACACAUGUGUGGAGGAGGAGGCACUGCAACAAGCCAUAAAGGUUAGAGGUUAGAAAGAGCUGCCAUCAGUCUGGGUGAGACGCUGAAAAAAAACCCAGAAAGCUGCUUUUGCCAGAGCUCCCAAACGGACAUUUUGAACCAACAAGAAGCAGGUAUCAAAUGAGAAGCUGGACAGCUGCCUUACCUGUGUUCCCGGUGCAGAGGAAACAACAAGAAGAGCAAAAAAGGCCUGCAGUGAAAAGUUAAAAGUGAGAAAGAGGGAGGGAGAGGAGAGCUGGCAAUUGGGAGCAGGAAUACAGAAGUAGAUCGGGAGAGGAGAUGGAAAACCUGUCUGUGUACCACGGGCCCAUCGGAAAGGAGGAGGGGGAGAGGCGGCUGGGACAGGACGGCCGGGACGGAUCCUACCUGUUGCGCAACAGUGACUCUGUGCCCGGCGUCUACUGCCUGUGUGUGCUGUGCAGUGGAUUCGUGUACACGUACAGGCUCCACAAGGACGACGCGGGCUCCUGGGCUGCUGAAACCACUCCCGGUGUGCAGAAGCGAUAUUUUCGGAAAAUCAAGAACUUGAUAUCAGCUUUCGAGAAACCCGGACAAGGGAUUGCCAUUCCUCUGCUCUUCCCUGUCACAGCUCAGAGACGGGCACACACACACACGGGGGCGCAGACGGCCGGUAAUAGCCUGUCGACGACACACAGCGGCCCAGACUCUUACCUCCAGCAGCAGCCGCCUCGCGCUGCUCAGGGACAAAAAAACAGGAACAAGAAGGAAGUGCAGCAAGCUUUGGGUUAGGGGUUAACCCACAGUUUACUGAUUAUAGCCUAAGCCAAAAAUGGUCUUCCAUGAUGUCUUACUGUUGCAUUUUGCACGCUGUUUGUGUGAAGUAAAUGUCAUUUCACCCCAAUUAACCAGUUUGUUAAAUCAGGUCAUUCAUCAUCUGGCUGUGACUCAGAUCUCAGCAUCCUUCCUCUCCUUUUUAUUUCUUCUUCUGCAUAUGUGGCACAUCACACGGCUUUCAGGGAUGUGAUGUAAAAUAUUCAGCUGCUGAAACAUUAAUAUCCAUCACUGCAUACGCAAGAUGACAACAAAUAUUGUGCUGUGUUUUCUUAAUGCAAUUCGGUGAUGUGGAUGGCAAAGAAAAUAAAUGAUAUUGGUUGAAAUAAA